This is a messenger RNA of Mus caroli (Ryukyu mouse), 694 nucleotides long. RefSeq names its product Fc epsilon receptor Ig (gene Fcer1g). Gene Ontology annotation, biological process: antigen processing and presentation of exogenous peptide antigen via MHC class I; T cell differentiation involved in immune response; immunoglobulin mediated immune response. The record is from RefSeq and is a predicted model, not a curated record. Gene Ontology annotation, molecular function: IgG binding; IgE receptor activity. Gene Ontology annotation, cellular component: external side of plasma membrane; membrane; Fc-epsilon receptor I complex. Lineage: Eukaryota; Metazoa; Chordata; Mammalia; Rodentia; Muridae.
CGUGGCAGGAAGGAGGGAACUGUGGUCAGGGAACUGUUCGUGGGCACAGCUGCGCAGUUCUGUCAGCGCAGCGCGAUCACCAGCGAUCACCAGCUCCCAGCGCCGCAGCCCCCAGCGCACCCAGGAUGAUCUCAGCCGUGAUCUUGUUCUUGCUCCUUUUGGUGGAACAAGCAGCUGCCCUGGGAGAGCCGCAGCUCUGCUAUAUCCUGGACGCCGUCCUGUUUUUGUAUGGUAUUGUCCUUACCCUACUCUACUGUCGACUCAAGAUCCAGGUCCGAAAGGCAGCUAUAGCCAGCCGUGAGAAAGCAGAUGCUGUCUACACGGGCCUGAACACCCGGAGCCAGGAGACAUAUGAGACUCUGAAGCAUGAGAAGCCACCCCAGUAGCUUCAGAACAGAUGUGCUUGGGUGCAUUCUUUUCCCGCCUCUAAUUCUCUCCUAGCCCUCUUGGUUGACAUCGCUAUGUCACCUCUGUGCUUUGAAGGCUAGCUGACCUUAUUCACAUAAUGAUGCUAGCUAGGCUCUACAUCAGUGUACACUGGCAGGUCCCCAUCUCCGUUAAAGACUUACUCACUGACAUUUCUUUUCUUCCAUCCUCCUUUGCUUCAUUUCUCUUUCCUUCCCUGAUCCUCGACUCUCACUAAACAAUGGAAAGGGAUUACCCCCCCAAUAAAGCUGCCAGAGACCUGACUCAA